CUAUACUCUCUCUCUCUCUAUAUAUAUAUAUAUAUAUUCACACAUAUAUAAACUAUAUAUACAUACCCAAAUACACAAACCCCACAAGCACAAGGCACAGACUUUCUACAAUGGCUCUUGUGCACAAGCUUCAAUUCCAAUCUCCCGCUACACCCCAUUUCGGAACCCGCACCCACUUUAACCCAAAACCCAUUUCCUCUCUCCACCUCCAUUCUUCUUCUCCCUUCACAGAAAAACAUUCCAUCGAAAGAUACCAGAGAGACCAAUGGAUCUACCAGAACCAACAACAGCAACAACAACCCAUUUCUUCACCGGAUUUCGACUCGGCGAGAGAAAACGACAUCGCGUUGCAGCUGCCGGAGCUGAAGAAGCUCCUUGGCGUGCUGAGAGAGAAGAGGCGAGAGAGAGGAGGGUGUGGUGAGGGUGACGGUGAAGGGUGUUGGCCCGGGAAUGUGUUCUUGGUGGGGACAGGGCCGGGGGACCCGGAGCUUCUGACGAUGAAGGCGGUGAGAGUGAUAAAGGGCGCUGAUUUGUUGUUGUAUGAUCGGUUGGUGUCGAAUGAUGUUUUGGAUUUGGUUGGUGGUGAUGCUAAGCUUCUUUAUGUUGGGAAAACUGCUGGCUACCAUAGCAGAACCCAGGAGGAGAUACAUGAAUUGCUAUUGAGUUUUGCUGAAGCUGGGGCUACUGUUGUCAGACUUAAAGGAGGGGAUCCACUGGUGUUUGGGAGGGGUGGAGAGGAAAUGGAUUUUCUGCAACAACAAGGGAUUCAAGUUAAAGUUAUUCCAGGAAUCACUGCUGCUUCAGGAAUAGCUGCGGAGCUGGGGAUUCCAUUGACUCAACGAGGUAUGGCAAACAGUGUCAGAUUCCUCACGGGACACUCGAGGAAGGGAGGAACAGAUCCUCUGUUUGUAGCAGAGAAUGCAGCCGACCCUGAUACGACCUUGGUGGUUUAUAUGGGUUUGUCGACUCUCCCUUCUCUUGCAUUAAAGUUGAUGCAUCACGGUCUGCCAUCAAACACGCCGGCUGUUGCAGUGGAACGAGGCACCACGCCUCAACAACGCAUGGCCUUUGCGGAAUUGAAGGAUCUUGCCGGUGAGAUUGCGUCGGUAGAGUUGGUUUCUCCUACACUGAUCAUCAUUGGGAAAGUGGUCGCACUUUCGCCUUUUUGGCCGCACCCUGUAAAAGAGGCAUCUUCCUGCUUGACAGAGGUUUUAUAGCCAUUUCUGUGUAUUUGCAGAGGCUUCACAGAAAUUUGCCAUAAGACAGGUUAUUUUGGUUGUUAAAGCCUCUGGUCCACGAUGAAUACAUUCUUCCAUGGAGGAUCUUAGAGGUGCAGUAGUUACUGCCAACAAGACAAAUUUUUUUUUUUUUUUUUUUUUUUUUUGAGAUUAAUUGGAACAGAUUCUCUUCCAAUUAGGUAAACUCUAGUAAAGUAUAUACAGAUUCUUUUCGGGAGCAACGGAGUGAUCAGGACUUCGCUGCACCAGUCAAGUUUUGUACCGGAGAGGAAUUCAUAUUCAGUGCUCCGGAUCGCGAAUUAGACGUUUCGUUUGCUUGCAAGCAACCAGAGAGAGCAAGCCCUUUUGGCAUGAGGCUUACUACUAAUUAUUAAAGUUAGGAAUUCUUUCUGUGGUUCAUUAUCUGAUAAUUCUGAUUUGAUGUAAUGCUCAACUUUUUCUUCAAUAAUUAUUUCACAAUCUUACCAGCUAAAAUUUGCAGUAUUGGCUCUUAAGAGUGUCUAUGCCAGCUAAAAGUGCUAUAUGAGGAAAUUCUAGAUGGGAACUGUCAUUUUACCCUUUUUUUCUUUUUUGUUCUGAUUAUUGGUUUUGUAUGUAUAAAA
Morus notabilis is the source of this 1840-nucleotide messenger RNA. RefSeq names its product uroporphyrinogen-III C-methyltransferase. The coding region runs from base 111 to 1217 and encodes 368 amino acids. The record is from RefSeq and is a predicted model, not a curated record. Gene Ontology annotation, biological process: siroheme biosynthetic process. Lineage: Eukaryota; Viridiplantae; Streptophyta; Magnoliopsida; Rosales; Moraceae. The transcript is spliced from 5 exons. Gene Ontology annotation, molecular function: uroporphyrin-III C-methyltransferase activity.